Molecule: messenger RNA, 2138 nt
Organism: Cyclopterus lumpus (lumpfish)
Lineage: Eukaryota; Metazoa; Chordata; Actinopteri; Perciformes; Cyclopteridae
Exons: 5
Coding region: 331-1530 (399 amino acids)
Source: RefSeq, a predicted model, not a curated record
UUUGCAACCCGCCGAAGCAACAGCAGAGAAGGAGGAAAAAUGUCGCUGGCUUCGACACGGACCGUUCUAGGAUCAGUGUCCUUUUAGGAUAAAAAAACCGCCGGCGAGACGAUUAAAACCGGCUGUGGCGUUGCUAUGAGAGAUGAUAAGCUUCAUAUAUCUCGACAACGAAAGUGACCUGCUCUUAACAAUCUGAAUGUGGGAGGUUUUACCUCGAUAGAGAGGCAGUUCACACGGUUUAGAUAACACCGCAUGGGCCUCCGAGGUAACCCGAUCUGAUAAUUAAAGCCUGCGGAGCCGCAGACAGAGCGGUAACAUUUCAGUGAAGACAUGGACCCAUCUACGAGGGUGGUGGGUCUGGAUGCCCAGGGGAACAUGGUUUUCACCGUGGUGAAACCCAUCAUGGGCAUCUACCAGGUGUCUUCAGAGCAGACGGGUUGUGUUGCACAAGGGGGCAUGGGGCUGCAGGGUCUAUCCGAAAACACAUUGAUCCUCCCUCAAGUGCAAGGCCAGGCGCCGCUGGACCAGAACCAGAUGGAAAUGCACACCAUGCAGCCUCAUAUCCCGAUGCCCCAGAUGCAGAUUUCUUGCCCGAUCCAGACUGAGGUCGUGUCCCAGAUUCAGGAGCCGCCGCCAAACUCGAGCACAAAUCCAGAGUCCGCCGCCCACAUGCCGUUUGCGGAGGUGUCGUCACUCCUGGAUCCCAACAUGAAAGGCUCCAAGGCUCGGAAAUAUCUCCUCUCGUAUGAUGAAAUCAAGCGGCGCCUGCAGGCCCCGGAGAAGAUGUCCCUGCGCUCCUUGGCCGCCUACACUCGGGUCAGCAGAGGCCCGGCCAGCAAGAAAACCCUCCUGGAGUCGCUCAAUGUUCUCGGCCUCACGCCGAGCACGACGACCUCCGUGUCCUCCUCGUUCUCCAAGCUCACCGAAGGCGACACCACGGCUUUGUGUGACGACAUGAAAGACUUUGCCCAUGACUACAUCGACUACAGCAGCAUGUCGAAGCAGCUCAUCCCCGAGACCAACACAGUUCAACACUGGUCCAAAAUUAUUGAAACUAAGAACCACCUGGAGGAUAUGAGAAGAUGUUUCCAGGACCCGGUGAACAGCGGUGCGUUCGACAACGUCACCCACGGCCUGGGUUUGGGAAUGUUGGACGUUGCACUGGACAUGAUCGUCAUGGUAAUUGAACAGCAGAUCCGGAUCCUGUCCGGGGCGGCGGCGGCGGACCCGGUUGACUCCGGUCCCCCGAUGCGGCGCAUCCGCAGGCGCCACCGCAAAAGCCGCUCGACUAACAACGAGAACCCUCACAAGGCGUCGGGGGGGGUCAAAGAGCCGGGGAAGGCCACGUCGAAAGGCAAAGGCCGAGGCCGAGCCAGGAAGAAGGUAAGGCAGGAAACUGGAGCUGCCGUUCCUAUGGAAACCCAAGCGGAACAAUGCAAGCCGGAUGAUGUGGAGAAUAACGUCCUCACCCUGGUUUCUGUUGGGUAUGAGACCGUUUCCAGUGAACUCAAUCCAGCUGGAACUGUUUGACACCUGGUCACACGACGGGUCCAAAGAACCAAAUCAUAGUCCCCCAUUCAAAAGGGAUUUUCAGCGAAAAAGGGAAACAAACUCUGCACGAGUUGAGCUCCCGCGAGGGAGAUCAUUGUGGUGAUGAGCUCAGCAUCAAAAGGAAUCGUUUGACAUUUUGGGAAACUCACUUUCUGGCCAAAAAUCUAACGAGAAGAUAGAUAAAAAUCUCACGUCUGUACGCUAAAUAUGUAACUUGAGCCAGCAGGCGAUUAGCUUAGCAUAGACUGGUACGGGGGGGGGGGGGGGGGGGCCGCUAGCCCGGCCCUAUCCAAUGGUACCAAAAUCCACCUACCAUACACUGUGUGGUUUCAUGGCUACAAACAGCUCUAACAUUGCGCGGUUGAAUUUCAGCCGAACGAUGUUGAAACGGAGCGGCUGAUAUUGGCAGCGAGAGCAUCAAGUUGUAUGUUUUACUGAAGGUACAAUGUCUUUUUAUUUUUCCUGUUGUAUUUAUUGGUUGUAUUUGCAAUUGAACAUCUGUUGUUCUGUAUUAAGAUUGUUAAAAAAUGACUUUUUAUGGGAACCUCAAGAGUUGAGUAAAGAUUUAAUUUUCAUAACUACCUUGA